UUGAAAUAUAUACAUUUUUUAAAAUUUCUUUUUAAUAUGUCUGAUUGAAGUUUGUAAUAAUAAUUUUUUACUACUUAAAGUCUAAAAUUAUUCAUCAUGUAUUAUAAUUUUUCAUCUAAUUUAAUUUAACUACCUGUAAUAUAUUCAAACGCUUUUUUUUCCCUUUUUUUAACCUUUCUGUUGUAUAAUACCUAAAUCUAAACACACAUACAUAAUAGCCAAAAUGCUAACAAUAAGCUCAGAUAAGGCAGCUUUACAAUAGUUAUUGUAAAAUAAUAGUUUUGAAAAUGUAUUCAGCAAUAAUUGUGCUAAAAUGAUUCUCAUUAAUAUUACAAUUAUAGCAAAAUAACAUUUAUUUUAGGCGUCAAUUUUACAACAAUUUUACAAUGAUUCCAAUAAAUAAUAAAAUUUAGAAUCAAUGGUUUUUUAAUUUAAUUUUAGAAUUAUAAUAUAUUAUAUACAUUACAUGUUAAAAUCAAAAUAACGUCAAAUUUUUUUUAUACGUGCUUUCUUAUCUGUGCAUAUGUAUAUGAUUUUUUAUGUACGUAAAAUUGUAUGUUUUUUUAUUCAGUGGCUUUUGUUUUCUCAUACUUUAUUUUUUCAUCUUUGCACUAUUGGAUGUGCUUUAAAAUAUUGUGUUUUAUUUGGUUAUGCGAAAACUGUUGCAUGUUACAAGUAUUAGUUACUUUUGUCUUGUUUUCCUAGGUCAAAAAUUAAUAAACAUAAAGAGACUACUCGCUCUAAAUGAAGAAUUAAUCAAAGAAUUAAUUCCUCACAUAGGAUUGCGAGCAGGUUUCCUUUCCAGUUGGAAACGUCUAGUAAGUGUGCUUAUUAUACAAGGAGAGGUCUAUUUUGGGAAUAAUUUAUUUGCAUCACCAUUAAUGAAUGAAAUAAACUAUUAAUAUAUGGGCUCUUGAAUCAUUACUGCACUGCAAGAAUGCAUAACACAUGGAUCUGUAACGUGCGUGCCGCGGAAAUGAAAGACACUUAAGAACUUUAAAACGAAGCUUUAUUCCAAGCGAUUACAAACAUGUCCUACAAUGCUCGAGACCGAGAUUCAACUCGCUUGUUGACAAGCGUUGCCAAGAGCGUGACAACUGACAACGCUCUCCGUAAAAAUCAAUACAUCGAUCGGCUUCGGAACAGCUGAGUCGCAGUCGCGGAGUAUACCGGGCGACGCUCGUAACAGAUCUACUAAUUUGAAGUUAAUAUAGAGGAUCAUACUUAAAUAAAAUUCAUAAUUUUGACUUGUUAAUUUUUUUGCAGAUUUCUAACAAAUCUUCUUCGGUAUCAAUUACAAAUGAUACACCAGUAAUAAUAGAAUCUGUACCUCUUUCUGACAUAUCUAAAUUAUCAUCUAAUAUAUCAGAAGCAUCUGAAAGAUCUGAAAGUCGAAUAUCUGAAGUGUCUGAAAUAACUGAAAUAUUUGAUCAAGAAAUUUUUUUGAAUUUUGAAAAAAAGGGAAUGCUCACCGAUUUGGAUAGAUCAGCUAUUACUGAAGCUGUAGCCAAUGCCAUUCUUCAGCUGAAUUACUUACCGACAUCUUUAAAGUACAAUACAGCAGCAACUAAGCUGUGUGAAUUGUUCCUAUGUGAAACUAAGGAAUCGUAUUACUGUGCACCAGUUGGUAAAUAUAGAAAUGCGUCAGAGAAACUUCCUGAUAAAGUAAAAAAUAUUAAAUAUCAAGUAAAGAAAAAAGGUGCUGGUUCUUGGGCAACAUCUCGUUCUGAAUCUUCUUUUGUCCCGAGUGAAGGUCGAAUCACUCAUCCUGUAAAGCUUGCAGGUAACAAUUGUUAAUUUAUUGCUCUUUUAAGAAUUUCUUUGCAGGAAAAUUUGGAAUUUACAUUUUUCGCAAUCCUAUCUUAAAUUGUUCAUGGCCCUUUCUAACAUUAUUAAAAUAAUUUUAUAAAAUCAUUUUUAUAUAAAUUAUAUUAAUAUAAUAAAUUAACAAAAUGUAUC
Monomorium pharaonis (pharaoh ant) is the source of this 1959-nucleotide messenger RNA. RefSeq lists its product as uncharacterized. Lineage: Eukaryota; Metazoa; Arthropoda; Insecta; Hymenoptera; Formicidae. The record is from RefSeq and is a predicted model, not a curated record. The transcript has 4 exons. Bases 1465 to 1797 code for a protein of 110 amino acids.